Molecule: messenger RNA, 4937 nt
Organism: Tympanuchus pallidicinctus (lesser prairie-chicken)
Lineage: Eukaryota; Metazoa; Chordata; Aves; Galliformes; Phasianidae
Gene: TRIOBP
Product: TRIO and F-actin binding protein
Exons: 21
Coding region: 16-4188 (1390 amino acids)
Biological process (GO): actin filament organization; positive regulation of substrate adhesion-dependent cell spreading
Cellular component (GO): actin cytoskeleton
Molecular function (GO): actin filament binding
Source: RefSeq, a predicted model, not a curated record
GCAUCCCUAUGGAGGAUGCCAGGUUCAGUGAAUGAUGUGCCCUGUGCCAACUUUGAAGCCAACAUAUUUGCAAGGAACCUGUGCCAACACUGCUUCCGUGCCUCAAGGGUUCACCAGCAUGCUGCCCAGGAGCAUGACGCAGAGGUGGCGGGGCACGGCACCAACGCAGACCCAGGUGGGCCCUGGGACUCCGUCCGCAUCGUAGCACCGCAGUGCGAGGUGUACAUCUGCGUGGGUCGGGCAGACGGCGCGGAGCGCUGGCACCAGAGCAGGGCACAGCCCCCACUCGGCCCCAGCACUGUGGGCCAGCAUGAAGAAACCAGCACCAAGCCCCACAGCCACACUGAAGACAGGGGCUGGGAGAUGACCAGACUAUUGGACACCACUUUGGGAUCAGGCAAGCAGGACACAAUGAGCUACAGAGGCCACAAGGAUAACACACAGCUGCAGGUGGACAGAGCUAGGUGGGGUCAGCCCUUUCCUUCUGGAUCCUGGGUGAGGACAGAGGCUCCGAGCGUUAGGAAAGAAGUCUUUGUGCCAAAAGCAGAGCGUGCUCCUGCCAGCCAGAAGCCCAAGGAGGGCUGGGCAAAGCAUCGCAUAGAGAGUGGCUAUUUCUCCUUGGAACCUCGAAAACCUGACCCUUCCUGGGCUUCCUCUGUACCUCGUCCUGGCCGCAGCUCCUCUCCUGGUCCAGGCAGCAGCAGGCAUUUGGCAUCCUCCUCCAGGGCUGGGGAGCCCCGUGGGCAUCCCAGUGCUGGGGGCACAGAGGGGAAGCGUGUGCUGGAGAGGCAGGAGUACACGGUGCUGGCAGACCUGCCCAAACCCAAGCGCCUUGGCCGUGGGGAUGCUGCUGACCGCCGUGGCUCCCGCACGCUCAGCCCUGGCCGAGUGGAGGUGGAGAGGAUAUUUGGUUGUGAGCGCAGGAAAUCUGAGACGUUGGAGGCUUUCCAGGCACUGGAGGAGGGCCGCGUGGAGCGGCUGGAUGGCAAGACCCCAGUGCCACCCAGCAAAGGCAGAGUCAUUCGGAGGCAGUCCAGCCCCAGCCUGCCCAGGGAGGGUCAGCGGCUCUCCUGGCACCCUGAGCCGCGCAGCAGAGAUUCCAAGGAGUCCCGGCGCUCCCCCAGCCCAGCUCGACAAACAGAGAGGGCCGGGGUCCCCCUGCGCCCCAUGUGCCCUUCUCCACGGGCGGAGAGGGACUGGAGGAAGCCCCGGGAGCCCACAAGUCCUACUCAGCGGCUGGAGAGGGGAGGCAACAGCCCACGAUCCCCCAGCCCAGCUUCUAGGUUGCAACAGAGGGCAGGAGGAGCUCAGAGCCCUCCCCAGCACACAGAGAAGGACUGGAGGAACAGAGCAGAGAGGAGCCAAGUUGCCUGGCAGGCUGGAAGUAUGGGGAAAGCCAGUGAGAGAAAAAGCUGGGGGAACACCCUGCACCCCCCAAGCCUUGGGAAGAGCAUGGAUGGAAACAAGCAGGGAGGAGCCUGGCCACCACGCUCCAUGAGUCCUACAGGACGGACAGAUGGCACAUGGAAAAGCCAAAAGGAGACCUCUCAGCCUGGCCUUGCACGGGGGGCAGAGAGACAACGGGGGGACCCAUCCAGGAAACAGCUGGAAUGCAGCUGGAAGAACAUCCGGGAUAAACUGCAGCCUCCCCAUGCUGGGAAGGGCACAGACAAUGAGUGGAAAGGCCGAGGGAAGCCCUUGCGUCCCAUGAGCCCAACACGGCCACCAGAGCAGGAUUGGAAAGGCCAUGGGAAGCCCUUGCGUCCCAUGAGCCCAACGCGGCCACCAGAGCAGGAUUGGAAAGGCCAUGGGAAGCCCUUGCGUCCCAUGAGCCCAACACGGCCACCAGAGCAGGAUUGGAAAGGCCAUGGGAAGCCCUUGCGUCCCAUGAGCCCAACGCGGCCACCAGAGCAGGAUUGGAAAGGCCAUGGGAAGCCCUUGCGUCCCAUGAGCCCAACGCAGCCACCAGAGCAGGAUUGGAAAGGCCAUGGGAAGCCCUUGCGUCCCAUGAGCCCAACGCGGCCACCAGAGCAGGAUUGGAAAGGCCAUGGGGAUGCCUGCCAGGUUCAGAAGGCAGAGAAAGACUGGAGGGCGCAUGAGAAGUCACCAUGCCACAUGGACUUGAUGCAGCAGCUGGAAAGGGACUGGAGGAGCCCCGCUAGGUAUGCGGAUGCCUGGCCACGGCCGGAUGACAGCUGGAGGAGGCCUGAGAGCCCAGUACAGAAACUGGAGGAUGACUGGAAGGGGGUUGAGCACAGCCAUGACUCAAACAACCCAGAGAAACCAUUAGAAAGUGAUUGGGAGAACAAGAAAUUCCUCGUAUAUCACUCGCAGCUGGAUGGGAGCUCCAGAGCACCGCAGAGCUCCUCGGGAAGCCGGCUUCCACACGGGAGCACCAGCGAGAAACGCACUAAGCCAGAUCUCCUCAAUUUCAAGAAGGGAUGGAUGUCCAUCCUGGACAAGCCAGGAGAGUGGAAGAAACACUGGUUCGUGCUGACCGACUCGAGCCUGAGAUAUUACCGGGACUCGAACGCCGAGGAGGCUGAUGACCUUGAUGGCGAAAUCGAUCUCCGCUCCUGCACAGAUGUGACAGAAUUUGCGGUGCAGCGCAACUAUGGCUUCCAGAUACACACGAAGGAUGCCAUCUUCACACUGUCAGCCAUGACCUCAGGCAUCCGGCGCAACUGGAUUGAGGCUCUGAAGAAGAACGUGCGCCCUGUUAGUGCUCCAGAUGUCACCAAGCUAUCUGACUGCAACAAGGAAAACACAAUCCGUAACUGCAUCCCACCAAAGAGCUCACUGCGAGUGGAUGAGCAGCAGCAGCCAAGUUCUGAGGGAAGCACCAAAGGCAGCACUUGGAAAGCGGAUGGGCCACGCCAUGCCUUUGACUACGUAGAACUGUCCCCCUUGCAGCAGGAUCCCCAAAAUCAGGGGUCCCCACCGAGGACAAGAGGGAGUUUGAGGGUGUCAGAGCGAGUGUCCAAGCAUGAGGAUUUAGAGCGGGAUUUGGCAGUGCGUUCAGAGGAGAGGCGCAAGUGGUUUGAGAGUCCUGACGGCAGGGUCUCUAACAGUGAUGGCCCAGGGGGAAACUUGUCCCGCAAGGUGGAGGAGCCAGACUUGCCUGCUGCCCCACUUUCAGAGGAGCAGCGAGUUCGGCUGAACGAGGAGAUAGAGAAGAAGUGGCUGGAGCUGGAGCGCUUGCCCUUGAAGGACUCACGGCGAGUGCCCUUGACAACACUGCUGAACCAGGGCAAGGGGAACCACGGAGAUGCCAAUGAGGCACUGAAAAAGGAGGUCCAGUCGCUGCGGGCGCAGUUGGAGUCCUGCCGGGCCCGAAACGAGAGCCUUCGGGAAGCUGCCAAGUCCCAGGGAGAUGGCCACGUGCCCCGGGGGUACAUCUCUCAGGAGGCCUGUGAGCGCAGCCUGGCUGAGAUGGAGUCGUCACACCAGCAGGUGAUGGAGGAGCUGCAGAGGCACCACCAGCGAGAAAUGGAGCGGCUGCGGCAGGAGAAGGAGCGGCUCCUUGCAGAGGAGGCUGCAGCAACGGCGGCAGCCAUUGAAGCACUGAAGAAGGCCCACCGGGAGGAGAUGAACAAGGAGCUGGGCAGGACACGAAGCUUUCAGCAGUGUGGCUCUGUCACAGACGCCCUCCAGAAGCAGCACCAGUUGGAUGUAGACUCACUGAAGCGGGAGCUGCAGGUGCUGUCAGAGCAGUACUCCCAGAAGUGCCUGGAAAUUGGGCAGCUAACAGAGAAGGCAGAGGAGCGGGAACAGAUGUUGCAGCGCUGCCAGCAAGAGGGGAAGCAGCUCCUUCGGAAGAACCAGGAGCUGCAGAUCCGCCUGUCGGAUGAGAUUGGGAAGCUGCGAAGCUUCAUCACCUCGCGGUGCUCUGGGGACCGAUCUCCGCAAAACAAUGAGCGCAACUCCUGCGAGCUGGAGGUGCUGCUGCGUGUGAAGGAGAAUGAGCUCCAGUACCUGAAGAAGGAGGUACAGUGCCUCCGGGAGGAGCUGCAGAUGAUGCAAAAGGACAAGAGAUUUGCCUCAGGGAAAUACCAGGACGUCUAUGCAGAGCUGAAUCAUAUUAAGGUGCGCUCAGAGCGGGAGAUUGAGCAGCUGAAGGAGCAUCUGCGCCUGGCCAUGGCAGCCCUGCAGGAGAAGGAAACACUGUGCAACAGCAUCAGCAAUUAACGGUCUACUUCAUUUGUUUAUCUGUUCUUGUUUUUUAUUUGCUCCGUUCCUCACUUAAGGAGAGAGGGAGGUUGGAUCUCAUCCUUGGCGAGACAUCUCUCUCCUCAGCCAGCUCCUCACUUCCCUCCCAAAGCUUUCGAUGAAGCCUUUCCAAAAUCUUUUUGCCUUUGUAUCUGAGCACGUUAUUUGGAAUGGCUCCUUACAUGCACCUUCUUCAGGAUUUUAUACGUGAAAAUUGUAUUUUAUAGAAGAAUUUUGUUUUCCCUUGAGAAAAAGAGGAAAAGGAGAGGGAAAGCUUCUACGUCACCAGCAUUUUCUAACCAGAGAAAGAGAAUAUACUCCCCAUUUCCUCAGCCCCCCCUGCUCCCAGCCACGUAUCUGCCUUUGGCACUCCCGUUCCCUCUCUUCCACCUGUCUCUGGGGCCCCAUGGGGAUGUAUGGGGACACAUAACAACACCACUGCCCCGGCACCCAGUGGAGGAGACACGCAAGCCAUAGGAGGAGGCCGCCUGCCGCAGCUGCACCCACCUGCAACUUUGAAAGAGGAGACCUUGGCACGAGGCUGCACGAUGGAGCUCUCAGUGACUGUCCUUCAGCUCUGCCUUGGCACAGCCUCAGCUCCAGGAGCCUCCCCACUCACCCUCCCUCGGGCUGGGGAGAGCCCGACAUGUUAGUGGCAGAGGAGCUGCUGUUCUGCCACACCCUUCAACUCUUAACUUAAUAAAAUCUUCCCCUUUUGCUGAGAAAAA